This is a messenger RNA of Trypanosoma cruzi, 1143 nucleotides long. RefSeq lists its product as uncharacterized. The record is from RefSeq and is a predicted model, not a curated record. Bases 1 to 1143 code for a protein of 380 amino acids. Gene Ontology annotation, molecular function: protein binding. The transcript has a single exon. NCBI's taxonomy places the organism in Eukaryota, Euglenozoa, Kinetoplastea, Trypanosomatida, Trypanosomatidae.
AUGAAUCUUGAGCUCCUGGCACAGCAGUACCUUCCCAUAUCCCCACGACAUGUGAGUCUCCUGACGACGGAUGGUAGCGGGGGAAAUCCGGCUGCCGUGGUUGCCGUUUCGCCUGCUUUUGAUCCGACCAAUCGUUUGUUCUUUCUCGAGUGGGACGAUCCAAUGUAUGCGGCAAGCUUUCGCCUCACUCACGUCUCAGUGCCUGGUAGUAGUGUUACUGCCAUUGCCCUCAUGUUGUCUUCAGAAGGCGUGGUACACUGUGUUGUGCAAAGCCGAGCUGGAAAUGGCCCGGGAAAGGCGGGUGACGGCAGUGCUGUCACUUCAUAUGUGUUCCGUCGGACAGAAAAUAAUGAGGAAGAUGAUGAUUGCGAAGAAGAUAGGACGCCAGUAACGUACAGAAAACUCCCAAAAGCCAUUGAGGAUGAUGGUAGAGGCUGGACCACGGCUUUGCGUCUCUAUAGCGGCAGCAACAGGUUUGUCAGCGGUGGGGGCGGUGAGGGUCGGGUUGUGGUAGCAUGUGGAGGUCAACGGGGCGAGUCUAACGCCUUGAAGUUGCUUUCUAUGAGCGGCACGCGCAUGUCCGUUCAGCAGACGGUUGAGCUUCCGAUGCUGUCCACCUUCCCGGUGUUGCAGCUGCGUGAGAUAGACGGGGAUGCCUCCUCUGUGCUGGCCUUGUGCCACCAUGCAAUCCUGGAAGUUGACACCCGCAUGAAGCAAAGCGACAGCAUUGUGCGUGCCUGGAAGUGGACACCACACGAUCCUCUCAUCACCUUUGCGGUGAGGGACAACGCUGUUGUGGCCGGGACAGAGGAAGGAGUUCUUGUUGUGUGGGAUCUUCGUCUUUUGGCGGUGCGAGAGAAGAGCAGCGGUGCGGUGGACCACAGCCCCCCGUGCGGCGCACCGGUGACGGGGCUCCACAUGCCGCACAGUAUGGGCAUUUUAUCCUGCCAUGCCGAUGGCUCCGUUCUCACGUGGGACAAGCGCAGCACAACCGACGGCGUUUUCCGCUUCGCCCCAAGGCCCACGGACGCGCUGCCGCCUGUUUUUCUUGGGACCCCCGGCUGCGUGACGCUCGCCGCCGAAGAGCACCUUGCGGUGGUGGCAGAUGACUCCGGAACCCUCAGCGUGUUCUACGUGUCGUAG